This is a messenger RNA of Penicillium cosmopolitanum, 957 nucleotides long. Its product is annotated as autophagy protein 5. NCBI's taxonomy places the organism in Eukaryota, Fungi, Ascomycota, Eurotiomycetes, Eurotiales, Aspergillaceae. The record is from RefSeq and is a predicted model, not a curated record. The transcript is spliced from 3 exons. Bases 1 to 957 code for a protein of 318 amino acids. Gene Ontology annotation, cellular component: Atg12-Atg5-Atg16 complex; phagophore assembly site membrane; cytoplasm. Gene Ontology annotation, biological process: autophagosome assembly; autophagy of mitochondrion; nucleophagy.
AUGGAAAAGCAAGCGUCUCUCCCUGCUAUCCAGCGUAGUAUCUGGGCGGGACGAAUACCGCUGGAAAUCAUCUUGGCUCCAGCGGAGAGUCGGACGUUUGAUCAAACCAAUCCAUACCUUAUCUCUUUCCCGAGAGUCUCAUAUCUCCCAUCAUUACUCCCGAGGCUUCGAGCUUUCUUCGCAUCGUCUUUGAUCAACCCAGACACCGAACACCAUCAGGGGUGGUUUGCUUUCGAAGGCGUGCCUUUAAAAUGGCACUAUCCGAUCGGCUUAUUGUUUGAUCUUUAUGCGGGGGUUGACCCUGCUUCAAAGGCCACCCCUGGGGAUGAACAGUCCCCAGAGGCUGAAUCGCCCUUCCCUUGGCGGUUGACUGUUCAUUUCAGUGACUGGCCUGUCGAAGAACUUGUCCGCCUCGACCCAGAAGGAAUGGUGUUGAAUGAUGCAUUUAUCAACAGCGUUAAAGAAGCGGACUUCCUGCGCAACGGUACGGCCAAGGGUAUCAUGAGUCUCUCCAAGGAAGACUCCGCCGGCCUCUGGAAGGCAGUGGAGAAUGUCGACCUUCCAUCUUUUCAACGCAUCUCAAAUAUCCUCAUCCCCCCACCAUCACAGCCGUUCCGCAAUGUCCCAAUCCGCAUCUUCUUGCCACUUCCCCCAGAUGAAGAGUCACCAUCACUAAAAGUGGUCCAGUCACCACUCCCGCCUUCAAUACCGAGCCCCAGCAUUCAGUCUAGCCAAUUCAUUAACGCACGCUCAAGCCCGAGCACACAACCCCAAACCAUUGGCGGUGUUUUACACACCCUUCUUCCCAAUCUGUUUCCCAGUCGACGGACCCCAGUUCUUGCGAAGCCUGUUCUACAUGGAGCCGUGCUUCCUAUGUCUUCGCCCAUUGAAGAGGUGGUCAGAACUGCUGCCUACGGGGACGGAUGGGCUUAUGUAGUUGUUCGAAUGAUGGGAUGA